UGUUGAAAUGAUGUUGAAAUUAUCUUAUACUCGAAUCAACUAAAUUCGUUAAGUCGAAAGUCCACAAAUUACCAAAUGAUGUACGGAUUACAAAACUAUUUCAAGAGUAUAAUAAAUGCGAAGCAAAUAAGGGCAUUAUUGUGGAAAGACUUUCUAGUUCGGAUACGACAACCAUGGAUGACUCUAUUGCAGUACAUGUGGCCACUUAUUAUAUUCUUAGCGCUAUAUUCUUUGCGAUUCAAAUAUGUCAGUGAGAUCGUCGAAGAUUGUCAAUUUCCCACCAGACAGCUGCCCAGUAAAUACCAAAUGUUACCAUUUGUCCAAUCAUACAUCUGUACAAUAGACAAUAAGUGCAUGAAUGCAACGGAAUAUAAGGAAACAUCCAAAUUUGAAAAUGCGCCAAUGACACCCUUACUGAAUAUUGUGCAGAUAUUUAUCAAUGAACCAAUACUAAUGGAAGCUGUGAUCAAUCUACCGCAAGAGAGAAACUUUAUGGGAGCAGUAGCGAAAAUUUACACGCACAAAAAGUUCAAAAAUUUACAGCACAAUAUAAACAUAAUUAAAGAUAAGGUGCCAAUGUUUAUGGAGUUAAUUGGAACUAGUUUCGACAUCAAAAAGUUGUGGUCAGACGAUUCAACAUUAACAUCAGCUGGCAAAAUAUUGUGUGGCAAACGAUUUGAAAUUGGGAUUGAUAAGAGUAGAAUAGUUCAACGAAUUUUUUCUAACACAGACGACAGUUUCAAUCAAGAUGAAGUUGAUUCAAUGCCAACGCCUUAUUGCAAACAGUUGUAUCGAGAUGUGGCAAAUUCAACUACUGGUAAAAUGACUUGGAGUCAAGUUAAGCCUAUUAUUCAAGGAAAAAUUGUCUAUGGACCGGGUAAUUCAGUAACAGAUGAAAUAAUGUCAAGGGCAACCGCUUUAUUUGAAGAUGUAACAAAGUUGCAGCAUUUCAUUGGCGCCCUCAACGAAAUAGUCAUUUUACUGCGACGUGACGAUGAUUUUCAGUCGAAUUUUAAAAAGUUGCUUAGCUUGGCAAGAUCACCCUUCGUUCAAAACAUAAUCGGAGACAGUAUAGAUAUUGACAAAGUUGAACAGCUAUUUCAGUCACUACUAUUUGACGAUAAAAUUGCAUCGACCAUUCAAACAAUUGUCAACAUUUUGGAAUGUUUUUCAACUGAUCGCCUUGUGAGAGUUACAACUGAAGCGGAAAUGGAAAUACGAGCCUAUGAAUUGAGCGAGAAAAAAAUGUUUCACAGCGGCAUUUAUUUCAUCAAUGUCAGCAGAGUUACGGAUAGAGAAUAUUCAUACAAAAUUCGCAUGGAUGUAGACAAUAUUCCAAUAACUUUGGAAAAUCGGAAUCGGUACUGGUUUCCGGGUCCGAGCUCCAACUUUCAGCUUGACAUGAAAUAUCAUCGUGGCUUCAUUCAAUUGCAGUAUUCUUUGGACCAAGCUAUCAUCAAGACAGUUCGUUAUCAUGAAACUGUUAGACUAAAUAAGGAAAGAGCAGAAAUGACAACUAUAAUGGCCGAUUACGAAUAUAGUACUGAUAAUUCAGCCGAAGCCAAUUCAACGGAAACAACGAUUGUCGUAGAAACAACGACGACGACGGAAUCGCCGCCAGCGGCUAAUGAGUCCGGAACGGAGCGGAAUAUUAACAUAUCAACAGUUAACAUUGAAACAUUUGAAGGAGUCAGUUCACAUUUCAAGGACGAUAGCAGCUCAAAUCAUGAGAGCGAACGCAUAUCCCGGCGAAAACGUACUGCUUUAGACAUUUUAGAUUUCAAUUUUGAUGAUUCAUCGGAAACUGAAUCGGAAUCAGAACCAGAGGAAUUUCACAUGGACGAAUUUGAGAUUUAUACCAAACAGUUUCCGUAUCCAAAGUACAGAAAAGACACGUACGUAACUUGGCUUUACUUAGCUCAAGCAAUCCAACUGGCCUUUUUUUUCGCUUUGAUCAUUCAAGUGUCAGCUUCGGUUCGUCAACGAAUUUGGACAAAGGAGAGCGGUAAUAGCACGCUGAUGAGAGUAAUGGGAUUGCGUAAAUCAUCUGAGUAUUUAUCGUGGAUUAUAACGAACCUGGUCGAGAUAUUUUUGGUUUUCACGCUCUGCCUUAUUGUGAUGUACAUUGGGGAGCUUGUAAUCGUAACGAAAGUAGUAUUCAUGUACUUCUUCUUAACUGUUUUCGGCAUUUGCUUGAUUUCUUUUUGUUACAUGGUUUCAACAUUUUUCUCGACUGCGACAAUCGGUGCUGUAUCAGGAGUUUUUAUGUUUUUUUCUGCAUUCCUUCCGUACAUCGUCAUUGUAGCCCAUGAUGCUCAACUAACUUUCGGAAGUAAAUUUUUAGCGAAUCUAUCGAUUUCGACCGCCUUUUGUUAUGCUUGGCGGCAUAUAAUGCGCUAUGAACUGCAACAGAUAGAUCUAUCAUUCGGUAAUGCGUUCACCGGAUCGAUAAGCAAUAACGACCUUAAAUUCGGCAUUUUUAUGUUAAUAUUCGAUACUGUACUGUAUGCGAUUAUUGGUUAUUUGUACGAACGUUUCACUUAUUCCGAUUUUAAAUUUUACAAUGUGCCGGUUAAAGAUAUGGACAGUAGCAUUGGUGGGUUUAUGAGAAAUGUCACAAAGACAUACGGUGAAACUAAACCGGCAAUAAACAAUGUAUCAAUUGUGUUUCGUCGUGACCAUGUGACGUGUUUGUUGGGUCGAAAUGGUGCUGGUAAAAGUACGAUUAUAAAGUUACUGACAGGACAGAUAAAAAAAACUUCCGGUGAAAUAUACUUGCCACAGAACUUGGAUCGGAUAUCCGGAAAUGAGAGCAAGGAACGGGUUGGUCUAUGUCCACAAAAUAAUGUUCUUAUACCGAACCUUACGGCGAAAGAACAUUUGGAAUUAUAUGCCAGCAUAAAAGUGCAUGAUCAUUACAGUGCCGGAUUGAAGGAAACGAUGAAAAGUUUAGAUUUCGGAAAACAUGAUAAUUUCAAAUGUGAUAACCUUUCUGGAGGAUUUAAGAGGCGACUAAAUAUUGCUAUCGCUUUUAUUGGAGCGCCGAAUCUCGUCAUUCUGGAUGAACCUUGCAGUGGUGUUGAUGCUAAAGCAAGGAAAGAGAUAUGGCGAUUGAUUGGUGAUUUAAGAAAAGGUCGAGCAGUAAUAUUGGCAACACAUUACCUUGAUGAAGCGGAAAACCUGAGUGACAAUGUCUUGAUUCUAAAAGACGGGGAAGUUAUAUCGGAAAACACAUCAGAAACAUUAAAAAACCAAUUCACCAAAUCGUUUGACAUUCAAAUCAAACUUAGCGCCAAGGCGGAUCACCAAAAAACUGUUGAAGCGAUUAAAAAGGAUUUGGAAAAGCAUGCACCCAGCUUCAAUAUCACCCAACAGACCAAUAACGACUAUUACAUAAACAUACCGUAUUUCGAUGCGAAUAACGAAUAUAUCGAUUUCGAGCCAUUGAUUAAGUCCAUCGAAAUACAACAAAAACAACAAAACAUAUUGCGUUUCCGUGUAAUUAGUAAAGAUCUCGUUGAAAUUUUUAACAAUUUAUCUACCAAAGCCGAGUUGGAAACAUUCACUUCCAACGGAAAUGAUCAAAAUUCGAUCGCCAAUUGCGAAGAAUUGGAUAAGCCAGCGCAGGCAACGGAAAAUGAACAGUUGUACAAUGCAAAGAACUUGCUUUGGAAGCGCUUCACCCACUUUAAACGAAACUAUCGUAUGAUCUUGCUCAUCUUGGUUUUGCCAGCAAUUUUUGAAGCCCUCGCAAUGACAUGCAUGAUAUAUCGACCACCUGGCGAAUUUGAUUCGGAACUGGUUUUGUCUCAGCAGCUGUACGCAAAUUCCAUUGAAUUUUAUACGUACCAAAAUAUGAAUAAAUUUGACAAUAAAACGCGAAAACAUUUGAAGUGUAUGGAUAAAUGUGAAUACUUCAGUUCGUCGGAGCGAGCCUUUUAUUGGAUUUUGGAGACGCACGACGAUUUUAUUGAACGCCGAUACGGCGGCAUUACGCUGAACGAUUCGACACUGGCUGUGUGGUAUAAUAAUAAAGGAUACCAUGCAAUGCCAAUUUAUUUGAACGAACUAAAUUCGGCUCUGUUUAAGUCGGAGAUGGACAAUGAUUUGUACAAAAUAACAACAUCGAGUCACCCGUUAAAGCUAGGAAGGAAAGAUUUGAGCGUUUCUUCAAUAUUGCAGCAAGUGGCUGAUGCUGGAAUUUCUAUCGUUUUGGUUAUAUCUUUCAGUUUGGUGGUAGCAGCAUCGUCCGUGUACAUUGUGAACGAGCGAGUUUGUGGUGAAAAACUACAGCAACGACUGUGUAACGUUACAUUUCGAACAUAUUGGGGAGUGUCGUUUUUGUGGGAUUUUUCACUCUAUUUUAUUGCAUUGCUGAUAGCAAUGGGAAUUUUUAAGGCGUACGGCAUUCCCAUUUACACAGCUAGAGACAAUCUUUAUGGCAUUUGUCUGUUGAUAUUUAUGUUCGGAUUUGCAAUGAUUCCUAUGGUGCAUUUGGCUGAAAAAUUGUUUUACGAUGCGAGCAUGGCAAAUAUGUAUAUAUUGUGCCUGAACAUAAUCAUUUCGUUGGCAACUGCUAUAGUGAUAGUGCUCUUCGAUGUUUUAGGAGAAUCUGAUGAAUCGGAAAGAAUAAGAAACUUCCUGAACAGACUGUUUUUGAUUUUCCCUCAACAUGCAUUCGCAGACGGAUUAAUCGAAAUUUGCAAGAAUCAUGUCAUAGCUGAUAUUUUUUCCCGAUUUUACAUACACAUCUACAAAUCUCCAAUAUCCAGCACCUUGUUAUUGCCUCAAGUAUUGUCGUCAUUGAUUUUCGGACUUGUAUUUAUGGCUCUGAAUUAUUUAAUUGAAAGUGGCAAUAUGUAUCAGCUUGUGCAUCGAAUACAACAAUUCCGAAAAAAAUUGGACGAUAAAAGUCAACUGCUAACUGUCGUUUCUAACAAUCAAGCGACAACUGAAGAUAAAAAUGAUUUGCAAAGACAAGACAAUGUAUUGGUGGUAGAGAAUUUGUGUAAAACUUACAAAAGCUAUCAUAAAGCACUUGACAAUGUUUCAUUCAAUAUUGCCAGCGGUGAGUGUUUUGGAUUACUCGGUGUAAAUGGAGCAGGAAAAUCUACAAUAUUUUCGAUAUUAUCGGGUCAGAUUUACCAGUCGUCGGGAUCCGUACAACUUCUAGAAAAAAAUAGAAUUUCUUACUGUCCACAAACAAAUGCUCUGGAUGGUCUAUUGACUGUUCAAGAAGUCAUUCACUUUUAUGGACGAAUGCGGAAAAUACCAAACGUUGAACAUCUAACAACAAAAACAUUGAAAUCGUUCCAUUUGGAGCAGUACAGAAACAUUUUGGUGAAAAAUUUAAGUGGUGGCAAUCGUCGAAAACUCAGUGUAGCUGUAACUUGUUUCGGAGAUACUGGACUCGUGCUGAUGGAUGAGCCGACCAGCGACAUGGAUCCGGUCACCAGAGCCUUAGUGUACAAAACAAUCAAUUCUCUUAUCGCCGCUAAGCGUUCGAUAAUACUAACAUCCCAUACAAUUAGCGAAAUCGAACAGGUGUGCCAUCGUAUCGGUGUGAUGCGAGAAGGUAAAAUGAUUACAAUCGAUUCACCAGCGGCAUUGAAACAAAGAUUCGGUCAAAGUUAUGUUGUGACGUUGUACUACGAUCAAAUUGAAUCGUUGACCAUUGAGCGAUACUUAUUGAAGAAUCUGGCAGGCGUGAAAAAUCUCACCAUUCACAACAAUUGUCUGCAGUUUAGCAUAAACGUUAAAACUAGCCAAUGUGAGAAUUCUAGUGGUGCGAACGUUGAAAAUCGAAUAUUGCUCAGUGAUCUCUUUCGCAAACUUUAUGUUUUCACUCUAGAACGAAGAGUUGCAUACACAAUAUCUGAAUGUUUGCUGGAUCAGGUAUUCCAACAAAUCCUUGAAACCGAGGGCAACCAUUCCUAUAGUAAUCCAGCAUUCGCUUUUAGUGAAACUAAAUUGGAAUAGUUUUGUGAAAACAAUUACCUUACCACAAACGAUUUCUGUAAAAAAAUUUAGUUGAACAACUCUGGCAGGCGAUGCACAUGUAAUAUGAACUGUACGUCUCAAUAAAAAAAGUACUUCCGA
This is a messenger RNA of Bradysia coprophila, 6099 nucleotides long. RefSeq names its product lipid droplet defective (gene ldd). NCBI's taxonomy places the organism in Eukaryota, Metazoa, Arthropoda, Insecta, Diptera, Sciaridae. Gene Ontology annotation, biological process: transmembrane transport; lipid transport. The record is from RefSeq and is a predicted model, not a curated record. Gene Ontology annotation, cellular component: intracellular membrane-bounded organelle; membrane. Gene Ontology annotation, molecular function: ATP hydrolysis activity; lipid carrier activity; ABC-type transporter activity.